Alexandromys fortis (reed vole) is the source of this 3071-nucleotide messenger RNA. It is a transcript of the gene Slc36a2, whose product is annotated as solute carrier family 36 member 2. NCBI's taxonomy places the organism in Eukaryota, Metazoa, Chordata, Mammalia, Rodentia, Cricetidae. Bases 74 to 1519 code for a protein of 481 amino acids. The record is from RefSeq and is a predicted model, not a curated record. Gene Ontology annotation, molecular function: L-alanine transmembrane transporter activity; amino acid:proton symporter activity; L-proline transmembrane transporter activity. Gene Ontology annotation, biological process: L-alanine transport; proton transmembrane transport; glycine transport. The transcript has 10 exons.
CCAGCUUGCACCUGCAUCCACACCUCCCCAACUGCCCCUUCUCUAUCCUGAGCUUGCCCUUUCUGAAGCUAUCAUGUCUGCGACCAAGAGUGCUGGGGAUCCCCAGGUAGCCACCACUAUCAAGCUGGACCUCGUGUCGUCACCUGAGAGUACCAAGAAGGUGCAGAGCCAGGAUCCUAGUCUCGGGAAUGGGAGCGCCUCAGAGUCAUCGAAGAAGACCAAAGGCAUAACAGGGUUCCAGACAUUGGUUCACCUGGUCAAAGGCAACAUGGGCACGGGGAUCCUGGGACUCCCCUUGGCUGUGAAGAAUGCAGGCAUCUUGAUGGGCCCGCUCAGUCUGCUGGUGAUGGGCCUCAUCGCCUGCCACUGUAUGCACAUCCUGGUCAGGUGUGCACAGCGCUUCUGUCACAGACUCAACAAGCCCUUCAUGGACUAUGGGGACACAGUGACGCAUGGACUGGAAGCUAGUCCCAAUGCCUGGCUGCAAAACCACGCCCACUGGGGGAGGUACAUCGUGAUCUUCUUCCUCAUUGUCACCCAACUGGGCUUCUGUUGUGUGUACAUUGUGUUUCUGGCGGACAAUUUAAAACAGGUAGUAGAAGCUGUUAAUGGCACAACCAUCAGCUGCCACUACAACGAGACCAUAGAUCUGACACCCACCAUGGAUUCACGACUCUACAUGCUCGCCUUCCUGCCCAUUCUGGGGCUUCUGGUCUUCAUUCGGAACCUCCGUGUCCUUACCAUCUUCUCCAUGUUGGCCAACAUCAGCAUGUUUGUCAGCUUGGUCAUCAUUGCCCAGUACAUCAUCCAGGGAAUCCCAGACCCUAGCCAGUUGCCACUGGUAGCAAGCUGGAAGACCUACCCUCUCUUCUUUGGAACAGCCAUUUUCUCAUUCGAAAGCAUCGGCGUGGUGCUGCCUCUGGAAAACCAGAUGAAGGACGCCCGCCGCUUCCCAACCAUUCUGUCUCUGGGGAUGUCUAUCAUCACCACCCUGUACAUUGCCAUCGGGACCUUGGGCUACCUGCGGUUUGGAGAUGACAUCAAAGCCAGCAUCACGCUUAACCUGCCCAACUGCUGGCUGUACCAGUCAGUCAAGCUCCUGUAUGUCGUCGGCAUCCUGUGUACCUAUGCCCUGCAGUUCUACGUCCCUGCAGAAAUCAUCGUCCCCCUUGCUGUCUCCCAGGUGUCAAAGCGCUGGAAACUGCCCGUGGACCUGUCCAUCCGUCUCGCCAUGGUCUGCCUCACAUGCAUGCUGGCCAUCCUCAUCCCACGCCUGGACCUGGUCAUCUCCCUGGUGGGCUCUGUAAGCAGCAGCGCCCUGGCCCUCAUCAUCCCACCCCUGCUGGAGAUCGCCACCUACUACUCGGAGGGCAUGAGCCCCCUGACCAUCACCAAGGAUGCCCUCAUCAGCAUCCUGGGCUUUGUGGGCUUCGUGGUUGGGACCUACCAGGCCCUGGAUGAAUUGAUUGAGUCCGGGAACUCUCUCCCUUUCUCCAACUCCACUAUGUUUAUUCAGUGACAGAGCCUUCCCUCACCCACGGUGACUUAUGUGGUUUCACUUCGCCUUUUCUCUGGUCCAAGACAUGAAAAAUUCGCCAGACACAAGGUGCAGCUGGUCAUUUAAAAAAAAAAAAAAAGAGGACAAACCUUGGUCAUCCUCUGGUUUUCCACACAGUGGAGAGCUCUUCCGUGGAAGCUUUUAGAUUCCGCUCUCCUUUUUUUUUUUUUUUUUUUUUUUUAAUCUAAUUUCGUACCUUGUGUGGAGCUAUGCAAAAAGACACUAGGGGGCAGCAAUGACCAGCUUUUGGCAGAAGAAACUCUUCCUGUUCCUUAGUAAAGAGGUCACAUCCUUUUCCUGUCAGUGACUAGAAACACACUCACCUCAGCAUCAAGAUAGAGGGGGCCGAGUCCCAUGCUCAGGUAAAAAAGCACCGUCUGUGUUACAGAUCAGGGCGUUGAACUUUCUAAACCACUAAAGUUUUAGCCCAACUCAGAAACCCAGCAAGUGAAUAAGAAAAAAUCAGGGUCAAGCUGAUGAGCUAAGAGCACGAGGCAGCAGACACAGACAACACUGGAGGAGGUUUUUAUGUCUGAAUUCUUGCAACUGCAGUAAACAUUCUCAAUUGCCUACUGGUCACCAGACAUGAUUUGCGGUUCUUAGAUAAUUGCUUGUGUAAAAGUGUUUUAAACACCCUAUGACAAUGUAAUGUCGCAGCUCCAGCCACCAAAUGAUGGUCUACAUGUCACCCCUUGAGUCUUGACCUUGCAACUUGCUUUGACCAACAGUAAAUGUUUGGUGAGGGCUUCUACCCUGAGACUGCCAUCUCGUUCUGCUCUGUGGAGCUAAUUUGCUUUAGGGGUGUGUGUGUGUGUGUGUGUGUGUGUGUGUGUGUGUGUGUGCAGGCAUGUGUCCUCAAAGGCCACAGAAGAAUAUCAGAUCUCUUAGAGCUGGAGUUACAGGUGGUUGUGAACAAACUCGAAAGCAGCAAGCACUAUUAACCGUUGAGACACCUCUCCAGCCCCUGAUAUUCUUGUUGAGACCUAACUGGCUAUAGCUAAAUCUUGGAAUGCGUAAAAUAAGAAGCCCUGACGUAAGGGACAGAUGCAAGCUAGGGCUCAUUAGCAAUUACCCACAUCAUCUCAACUACCAGUGAGCAUAGCUGAGUGACAGCUCUAUUUUCAAGUUGUAGGUAUUAUCUGUUUACUCAGACCUGUACGUGAGCAAGAAUGGACAUGUGGCUUUUCCCCACCUCCACUAGAGAACCCUUCCUCCUCUUCCUCCUUUGAGGCAGGAUUUUCUUGCUUCAUAGCUGUAGCCGAGGCUGUUCUUGAAUGCCUAAUCUUCUGGCUUCCCUCUCCUGGGAUUACAAAUUCAUGCCACCACACCCAACUCAACUCCCCCUAGUCAAGGACUACAGAAGGCGUGUGUAAUCACCCUGAAGACACACCCACAGAUGAGGUGUGUUUCCAGAGAGGGUUGACAGAGAGACACACAAACCCCUCUUGGAUAUGGGCAGCCCCAUCCCAUGGGCGGGGUUGUGCACUGAAUAGAAAGAAAGAAUGAAAUUAAG